Bacillus rossius redtenbacheri is the source of this 1493-nucleotide messenger RNA. RefSeq lists its product as uncharacterized. Gene Ontology annotation, molecular function: protein kinase activity; ATP binding. The record is from RefSeq and is a predicted model, not a curated record. The transcript is spliced from 3 exons. Lineage: Eukaryota; Metazoa; Arthropoda; Insecta; Phasmatodea; Bacillidae. Gene Ontology annotation, biological process: protein phosphorylation. Bases 35 to 1363 code for a protein of 442 amino acids.
CUAUACGAGGGUGUCCAAAGCCAAUGCACCCUCCAUGGCGUCGGACACCCACUGCCGCCUAUGGAUCACAAGUCAGCUGCCGCGGGCGCUGCUCCCAGCCUGUUUGCCACCGGCGCCAGUCACGGCGAGCCGUUGGAGGUGGGAGAAAGUCCAGCGCGCUGUGCUACACUGCAGUCACCUGCCGCGGGCGCUGCUCCCAGCCUGUUUGCCACCGGCACCAGUCACGGCGAGCCGUUGGAGGUGGGAGAAAGUCCAGCCCGCUGUGGUACACUGCAGUCACCUGCCGCGGGCGCUGCUCCCAGCCUGUUUGCCACCGGCACCAGUCACGGCGAGCCGUUGGAGGUGGGAGAAAGUCCAGCGCGCUGUGCUACACGGCAGUCAGCUGCCGUGGGCACUGCUCCCAGCCUGUUUGCCACCGGCACCAGACACGGCGAGCCGUUGGAGGUGGGAGAAAGUCCAGCGCGCUGUGCUACACGGCAGUCAGCUGCCAUGGGCGCUGCUCCCAGCCUGUUUGCCACCAGCACCAGUCACGGCAAGCCAUUGGAGGUGGGAGAAAGUCCAGCGCGCUGUGCUACACUGCAGUCAGCUGCCGCGGGCGCGGCUCCCAGCCUGUCUGCUACUGGCGCCAGCCAGGGUGACUCGCAGGACCAGCUGGAGUCGUGGUGACGCGCCCUGCUCCUCGCAGCUGGUCCCGCUGGGCGCCGGCCGGCGCGGGCACGUGUGGCUGGUGCACAGCCGGGGCUGCAGCUACGCCCUCAAGCAGCAGGAGGCGAGUGCAGAGAGCGCGCGCGAGCUACGGGCGCUGCGCCAGGUGGCCGGACUGCCCUACGCCAACCAGCUGGUGCGCACCUACUCGCGCGGCGGCCGGCAGUGCCUGGUGCUGGAGCUGUGCGCGCGCGGCCCGCUGAGCGACGUGCUGGCCCGCGAGGCGCCCUCGCUGAGCAGGCUCGCCGCGGAGCUGAUAGUCGCGGUGCGGCAGCUGCACGCGGCCGGCCUGUGCCACAACGACCUCCACGCCGGCAACAUCCUCGUGCGGGACGACGGCCACAUCGCGCUGGCUGACCUGGGCUCCAGCUCGCGCCUCACGGAGCGCGGCGCCGAGAGGGACGCCUACAAGGUCAUGCUCGUGCUGGGAGAGGCUCUGGGGAGAGUCUGUCCAGACACCUCCGGCACGAGCGACCUCCGCAGUCUGCUCGGGCGCAUGGAGCGCUACCUGGGCGCCUGCUCCCGGAGCUCCUCCGUGGACCACUUCCUCCAGAGCCUGCAGGCGGACAGGUGCUUCAGGACUGUCGACUGGGAGGCUGUGUGGACCAGGCGGUCUGACGGGCCCUUCCGCAGCUCUCCGGCCCGUGCCUCCGUGUGAACCCCCUCCCUCAAGGAGAGUCCCCUGUUGUCGGCAACUAACCUGUGACAGGUUCUGUGAGGUUUUUACACUAAAUACUUGGUCGGAUAUCAAAUAAUACAAAUUAUGAGAGAUAUAUAUUUUUAUGCAU